Messenger RNA from Armigeres subalbatus, 552 nucleotides. Its product is annotated as flexible cuticle protein 12-like. Lineage: Eukaryota; Metazoa; Arthropoda; Insecta; Diptera; Culicidae. The transcript is spliced from 2 exons. The coding region runs from base 214 to 522 and encodes 102 amino acids. Gene Ontology annotation, molecular function: structural constituent of chitin-based larval cuticle. Gene Ontology annotation, cellular component: chitin-based extracellular matrix. The record is from RefSeq and is a predicted model, not a curated record.
GUUAGGUGUUGCGUUGUGAGAGCAUUAGUAUCGUAAAAUCUGAAUUCUAACCGGAUGAGUCGCCAAAUCAGAAUACAAAAUUAGACGAUUGUGCUGGUAUAUAAAAGAUUUGCUAUCCUUAUAAGCGCUCACAUUAGCAGAAAACAACAGAAUAUUUGGCUUUGCGUUGCAGUUUCAGAGCGUUGGUCAGAGUUUGAGGAUAACUUGGGGAAAAUGAAAUUUUUAAUUGUGUUCGCUCUGAUUGCGGUAGUUGCCGUCAAUGCCGAUUCCCAAAUUUUAAAGUACGAGAACAACAACGACGGAGAGGGAACCUACAAGUUUGAAUUCGAAGCUGAUGACGGUACGAGUCGCGUAGAACAGGGCGACCAAAAGGGCCAAGAUCUAAAAGUCCAAGGAAAUUUCCAGUUCGUUGCUGAUGAUGGCCAGGAAUACAAAGUGAAAUACGUAGCUGAUGGAGAGGGUUUCCAUGCUGAAGGUGAUCACGUUCCAAACGAAUAUGUUGAACAACUGUCGACUCUGUAGGAUGGGAAAAUAAAAAUUUGUUGAAAACUU